Messenger RNA from Durusdinium trenchii, 4402 nucleotides. The record is from the annotation of a GenBank genome assembly. NCBI's taxonomy places the organism in Eukaryota, Dinophyceae, Suessiales, Symbiodiniaceae.
GUAUUUGCAUCCUGACAUCAAAGCCAUGUGCAACAGUCGGCCAGCUCGAUGUUGGUCCGAUUGGGGCUGCUUUGCGUGGAUUGGGCCUUCCACCUAGAGGUGACCGCCGACGAGGCAAAUGGAGACAAUCGCUCCCAGAGUGAGGUGCUCUCGUUGGUGGUCAAAGCCUUGGGCUUUGGUGCCAAGGAGGCAGAGAACAUCUUACAGAAGCCCUGCCAUCCUUCGGUGAGUUACAUGGAUGUCCGGUGCAACGAGAAGGGCGAGCUGACUUUAUUAUGGAUCAAUCGGCAGAUCCGUGGAAGGAUUCCUAAAGAGAUCGGGCAACUGCAGGCUCUGGAAACGUUGGUGCUCUACCAGUGCUACCUCAUCGGCUCGAUUCCGCCGGAGCUUGGGGAGCUAAAGAACUUGGAGAUCCUGGAUCUGUCGGAAAAUCGCCUUGAGGGAUCCAUCCCCAAGGAGCUGGGACAUCUCCAGAGGUUGGAACGCUUGAGGAUCUUCCACAACCGUCUCAGUGGCGAGAUCCCCAAGGAGCUUGGUUCCCUUCCACAGUUGGUGGAACUGCAGGUGCAAUCAAACCAACUCAGCGGGAGGAUCCCGCCCGAGUUGGGGCAGCUGCCGAAUUUGGCACUCUUGAACCUGGGCGAAAACCAGCUGAGUGGCAGCUUUCCGGUGGCGUUGACCCGGUUGAACACUUCCCUUGCAAAGCUGGAUGUGGGGCAGAACCUGCUGACCGGAGAGCUGCCUAUAGAGUUGGGAUCGAUGCAAGAGUUGAGAUCUUUGCGUCUGGGGCCUAACCGCUUUCAUGGCUCCAUCCCCAAGGAGCUGGGGCAGCUUGAUUGUCUCUACAACUUAGAUUGCUGGCAGUGUGGACUGGAGGGUGAAAUCCCUCCAGACUUGGCCCGCUUGGAACGUUUGGACCAAUUGAUUCUGAGCCAGAAUCGCCUCACGGGGCCUAUCCCGAAGGAGCUGGGGCGUCUGAAGCACUUGAGGGGGCUCUAUUUGCACGGGAAUCUCUUGUCCGGCAGCAUCCCUGCCGAACUGCAGGGUCUUGAGGCCUUGGUCCGAAUCGACCUGAGCGAGAACCGACUGACCAAUGAGAUCCCCGAGGCUUUGCAAAGGCUCAGGAGCUUGAAGGACUUGCGCUUGGCGGGAAAUUGGCUCUCAGGGAGGCUGCCGGCGCUGGACGUGCUGUCGCUGUGCGUCCUGGACCUGCGAGGGAACUUGCUCAACGGCGAGCUGCCAAGACUGCCUACGACGCUGAAGGUGGUGGACUUGGGGCACAAUUGGCUGGGGGGCAACUUGUCUCAGCUGCAGCAGCUCUGUGUUUCGGGUUUGGUGCGAACGCUGCAGCUCAGCCACAACGACUUCACCGGCCCGAUUCCGGCGUGCCUGCUGAAGAUGAAGGAGCUGAAGCAGCUGUCCUUGAAUAACAACCGUUUGCAGGGUGAGAUCCCUCUCAUUGAAGCUACACAGCUGGUGGUGCUGACACUUCACCGCAAUGAGUUGUCCGGUGCGUUUCCAUCCUCCUUGCAGUCCUUGCGCCAUUUGUCGGUCUUGACUCUACAUGAGAACUCCUUGGAUGGCGCCAUGAGCCCGUUGCAGCUUACCACGUUGUGCUUCGACAACCCACGCUUCAUCAUCCGCGGCCUCGGCUGUGCGAACUUGGCCUCGGCCAAUCGCCACUGUGAUUAUGGGGGCUUUCACGAUGAAGCCGAGGCUUUCACGUUUAACGAGGCAGAGCAGGUGCGAAAGAACUGCCCCGACUGGUGCGGCGUGUGCCCGCCGGUGGGCGCUCAAGUGAUGCUACACCACAAUCGUCUCUCCUGUGAAUUGCCCAUGAGCCUCAGCGAAGUGGUGCCUGUGCAUGCCACAGCUCUCAUGGGCAACAUGCUCGGGGACGGGCGAAGUUUGAGUGCAUCCUGGAUCUCGCCAGAGGAGCGGCAGGCGUUCCUCUUCUAUUCUCCCGCAGUGUGGCGCACCAAUCUGCAGGUCAUGGCCUCUGUCUUGCUGCUUUCAUUGGGCAUCGUGGUGUUUCAGAAGAGGCUUCGGGACAAACUCCGAGUGGCUUCCAGCCUUUCGACUUCGGGUGCUUUGGGUGCUGGAGUCUUCUCAUCCAACGUGGCGGUCUUGAAAGUCGCGGGCUCCAUGAUCAUCCUGUCCACUCUGCUUUUGCUUAUCGUCUCCAUAAGUCCUGGGUACCAUUUGUGCAGCCCGCCUCUCUCCAAGCUCACUGUGGCCAACUUGAAGGAGAACCCCAGCAGCGAGCUCUUCGUGAUCUUGGUGUGGUGCUUGAUGAGCUUGCUGUCGAUGAGUGUGAUCGCCAGUAUCCCAGCCGACCGCCCAGGAACCAGUGGUGAUCCGUCGGACUCCGGCGACGAGUCCGAGACCUUCCGGGGAUGGAGGGAGACCUGGCUGAGGCUGCUCUCCUGGCUUUGCUGGGUCUUUGUUGUGACGCUCUUCUCAUCUCCCUCCAUCCUCUUCGCAGUGUCUCAGGCCUUACCUGCCAAGAACACCUUUGCUCUGUCGGAAGGGGUCUUGAGCUUCUUCCACACUGCCGCUCCACUGUUGAUCGUCGGCUUGGACCUGCUGGUCUUGGGGACCCUGGCGGGAUACUACUCGAAGCUCACCGGCAUCAAGGCGGAUCGAUUGAUGAUGGCCUUUCGCCUGGGUACUGCGUGGCUCUUACCCUUGCUGAUCACGGUCUCUCUGCAUGAGAACUGCAUGGGGGGCUGGAAGCUCUUCUGGACCGUGUGCCAGGAAGACUCGCCUGAACAUCAGAUCUUCAACUUGCAGAUCUGGGAAGAGCAAAUCUUGAGCACCGAGAAGGACCUCUGCACACUCAGCGAGGAUUGGUGGUGCGAUGGCCGUUGCACGCGCUCGAUCGUGGACAACUUGACCCCGCUCCUCCUCAAGAAACUCUUGAUCCGCAGCACUCUGCAGCCUCUCUUCUUCGUAAUGCUCUGGCGCAUCUCCCACACAAGCGAUGAGGGCCACUUGGUGUUGCCGGUCGGACCGGGGUGGCGAACCAGCGGACUGCUGAUGCCGCAGAAGCAGGUGACCCUUCUGACCACGUAUUUGGAGGUCUUGUUUUUCUGGAGUCCGUUCAUCCCUUUCUUGAGCUUGGCCAUCCUCAUCGCCGUCUGCGCCAACGUCUUGGUGUUGGAUAUAGGCCUUCGGUGGUAUGGGGUGCAGGUGCCUCCGGACGUCCGCAGAUUGUCCAGGUCGUAUCUGAGGUUGACCCUUCGUGCCACUGGUGGCUUUCAACUCUGGCAUGCCUUUGGGACCGAGAUGUGGGGCCGACACGUGCUGCUGGCUCUGCACUUCUUGCUGCUGAUCCCUUGGACCACUCGACUGCUUCCGGUGCAGAGAGCCAGGCACCUCCUCUGGCGAACACCGCGACACCCACGCCGCAGAGGGGACAACGCUCUGGCGAACACCUCGACCCCGUCGUCGAUCCAACUGGGCGAUCUCCAGGUGAUCUCAUGACUUACGCCAAGCAGCUGCCUCUCGCAUCCUCCUCCACCAGAAGCAGACCUACGCCGCCGUCGGUCGCUGCGUUGGUGGACAUGAGAAACGCGCGAGCACAAGGAAGCAGCGGCUGCCGCGUGGCGCUCAUCUGUGCUGGUGCAGAGUCCCAGCGCCGUUUUGAUUCACCUUGGUGACUUGGGCGAGAUGAUCGUGCUGGGAGGACUGGUUGGGAUCUAGACUUGCAACGGUUUUGGGAUGACUUGCUGUUCCAUGGUUCUUAGGGAUCUAGGGAUCUACUUCAGCGUGAUCAUGCUGAUAGUGCUUGGAUUCUUCCUGCAAAGGUGGGGAGCAGAGUUGAUGGUAUAGUCCCAUUUAUCGGGGUGAUCGAGCCAAUCGAAAGGUCCAGGGGGUCUCUCUCCCGUUCUUCCCCAAUGACACAGGCGGGCUUGGGCAGACAACGAGGGGAGCGAUGGAGGGAGUGCUCCCAGCGAUGGAGGGAGUUCCAGUGGCCAGUUCACAGAGUCUCAGAGUGAGUGCCCCAGAGUAGUGGGGCAUGGAUCAGAGAUGGUCGCUGGAAGCUGGUAGAUACUGUGACUUCCAAAUCAAGCGGCUUGGUGUGCUUCAACAUCUCGUAGAAGUCCCUGAGUCCCUGUCAAUGUUCUAACUUGUUGUUUUCUCCUAGUCAGACGCCAAACAAGAGCAGUGAAUAUCAAAGUCAUGCGGUUUCUUGCGCCAUCCAGGGAGUUUGGGACAUGAUGCAGCGAAGAUCAGUGCAGAGAUGCCAGGAUCCUAGGAGGAAAAAGUGCCGCGGCCACCUCGGAAACCCGACGUGCUUGGGAUCACACCAUUUUAUGGUGCAAAUUUUUGGGUGGUCGAAACUGCUGAGAAAAACGCGAGUUUUUGGUGAUUUGUUUGAUCAUAAUUUGUGGUUCCA